AUCAGAGAACUUUUGCUUGUAGUUUACAAAGUUUGCUUACUUAGCAUUUUUUCUAGCUAGUUAUAAUAUAACGUUAGCUAGCUACAGUAUAGUAGUUUGCUAUCACAAAGCAAGUUGUCGAUAAUGCUGUUUGUGAACUUUUCUCUUAGCUAGCUUCACUUGAAAAGUUGUCACCAUCUAACGUCUGCAAUUAAUAUAUACAUAAUGUUUGUACAACUACAGUAUUUAUCAAGUUUUUGUCUGGGUUUUGUUGUGAGCUAGUCAACUAUGACUCUCACGGGCAGUCACAUGGCUAAACGGGAUUUAUGCGUCACAGCGCGCCUUUCUGGAAGAUUACCCGCCAGACUGUAAUGCCCUUUGGAUUUAACAAUGGUUAACCCGCUAAAUUACCUGAAUGUUUACAUGCAACGAGUACUUGUCAGUUUGUUUUGUGUUGCUAGGUAGUCUUUGCUUGCUACAUACUUCAAGGAUUUAACAUGAAGGACAUUGAGAUUCAUUGAUGGAUGAAACGGCUCAUGGGGGAAACAUGUUGCUUCCUAUUAUAGCUAGGCUAAUUUAUGUGUAUAGGCUAAAGUUUACUGUUUGUGGUAGUUAGCUACUAAUCUUACGAAAGACACGCUCUUAUAUUUCCGGAAUUUGGACCAUCAUUACAGCAUAUCAGUGAAACAUGAUGAAAAAGGAGAUUGCAGCAGUGGUGUUUUUCCUGAAAAGACUGAUCAAAAAGGUGGAAAAGUUGGAGACCCAGAAAGUGGACUUGUUUGUGGAGCGGUUGACUAUUACCCUGCACGAGAAGUUCAGGGGACAUUGGUACCCUGAAAACCCCAGCAAAGGACAGGCCUUCAGGUGUAUUCGGCUGAACAGGUUGCAGAGGGAGGAUCCAGAGUUGCUGCGGGCCUGCCAGGAGAGUGGGGUUCAGUACAAGGACCUUGGCCUGCCCAGAGAACUCACUCUGUGGGUGGACCCAGGGGAGGUGUGCUGCAGGUAUGGAGAGAAGAACCAUGCUUUCACGGUGGCCAGUUUCUUUGGUGAUGAGGAUGUGACAAAGAAGGUGACCAGCGCUGUGGAGAGGGUGACGUCUGACUACCACUCCGGUUCAUCCUCAGAUGAGGAUAGUGGCCUCAGGGAAACCCGUCCUCCCCCUGCCUGCCCCCAAAAUCACCACACAUACCAGGUGAUCUACCCAGCUGCUCCUUUGUGGCAUCCUACAGUGCCCAAGCAGAAGAAGAUGGGACCCGGUAAAGGAUAUAACGGCCCUCCACGUCCUCCUCACAAUGGCUUCAGACCCCAAGGCAGACCCAUUCAGCCCUUCAGACACAACGGCUGGGCUCUGCCUGGCCAGAGAGGGGGGCACGGAUACUGGGGUGGCACUCCAGGCCUGGCUUACUGUUAGGGACCACUGUAGCAAGUGUUGAUAUUAGUAUUAGCCUGUUCCAGGUGCCCAGGUUCCCUGAGCUGUUGAGGGUAACCAUUAUAGCAAGCAAUAGUUCAUGGGGGGCAGGUAGCCUAGCGGUUAAGAGUGUUGGGCCAGUAACCAAAAGGUUGCAGGUUUGAAUCCCCGAGCCGACUA
This is a messenger RNA of Coregonus clupeaformis (lake whitefish), 1567 nucleotides long. Its product is annotated as protein BTG3. NCBI's taxonomy places the organism in Eukaryota, Metazoa, Chordata, Actinopteri, Salmoniformes, Salmonidae. Gene Ontology annotation, cellular component: nucleus; cytoplasm. Gene Ontology annotation, biological process: negative regulation of mitotic cell cycle; negative regulation of cell population proliferation. Bases 668 to 1390 code for a protein of 240 amino acids. The record is from RefSeq and is a predicted model, not a curated record. The transcript is spliced from 4 exons.